Molecule: messenger RNA, 942 nt
Organism: Rotaria sp. Silwood1
Lineage: Eukaryota; Metazoa; Rotifera; Eurotatoria; Philodinida; Philodinidae
Source: the annotation of a GenBank genome assembly
AUGGAUGUCUUGUUUUCAACAUUAUGGAAAAGAGCAUCGUUUGAGCCCAAAACUGAUGCAGAAAGCAGGAAGGAUCCACGAUUUAAUAACGAGACAUUAGCAUUUUUACAAUUCCUUUCACAGAAUGCUCUACCGCAAGGUAAUGUUAUCGAAGUUGAAACAAUGCGUCUACAUGUGGAAGACAUGCAUAAAAAAAUCAAUGAAAAACUUCAUGGAACAUUCAAGAGUACAAUAGAAGAAAAAAUCGUGAAAACUAAUUCUGCAGAAAUACCAAUUACCGUCUAUACACCACUGAAUGUUAGUAAAGACAAAUUAGUUAUUUAUUUUCAUGGUGGAGGCUGGGUUGUUUGUAGUCGAAAAUCUCAUCAAGCAAUUGUUAAUUCCCUAGCUGAUGCGACAAAAACAAUUUGGAUUUCUGUAGAAUAUCGUCUUGGUCCUGAAUAUAAAUAUCCAAUUUGGCUUGAUGAUGCAUUGGAUGUUACUCAACACAUUAUUCAAAAUAAAACAGCUUACGGUGUUAAUCAAACAGCUAAAAUUGGAGUUGCCGGAGACAGUGCUGGAGGCAUGAUUAGUGCUUCAAUUUCUCGUUUAUUAAAGGGCAUCGAUUUUCAAAUUCUUGUUUAUGCAGCAUUAGAUAUCCUUGGUGAAACACCAUCAUAUAAAGAAUUUGCGAAGCCAAUGUAUUUUCUUACGCCUGAAUUAAUGAAAUGGUAUACAACACAUGCAUAUCAUCGUUUGGAUGAUGUGAAAGAUCCUCGAGUAUCUGCUCUACUCAAUAAAACAUUUGAAGAAUAUCAAAAAUUACUUGAAAAAGCUGGUGUUCAAACAAAAUUAGUACUUAUGAAAGGUGUCGUUCAUGCAUUUUUUAGUUUACCAGGAAUUUUUCCACAAGCAAGUGCAGAAGCAAUCGAUGCUAUUCGAGAUUUCAUGGAGUCAAUUUGA